AUGAUUGAGAGUGGACGCCAUUACAGCACAUCACAGAGAGACUUGAGAGAACAGAUAACCUUUACUAGCUUUACGCAUUCAGAAGCUUCUGAUGAAGUGACUCCAGUCACGAAAUGCGAUAAUGAAGAGAUCCUUGCUGAACUGUACGUACUUGAACGCGUUUCUGGCCACGACAAUUUCCCUGCCUUUUAUGGAGCCUUUUAUCUACGGCCCAGCAUUUCAAAUGAAGAGGCGCUAUGGAUUGCUAUGACAAUGUGUGCUGGUGGCUCCGUAGACGCCUUAAUUAGGAGCACGCCCAAUAGAUCCUUGGAUGAGACCUGGAUUUCAUACAUAUGCAAGAAAGUUUUACAGGGCCUGGAUUACUUACAGGAACUGAACGUGAUACAUCAUGAUCUCAAGGGCGCCAAUAUAAUGUUAACUUCUACGGCCCGUGUGAAGAUAAUUGAUUUUGGCCUUGCCACAAUAGGGCCCAUCAGUACAAGUAAUGCAGGAACCCGCUGUUGGAUGGCACCUGAAGUCCAUGCAUGUUUUACAAGAAGUGUACAUUAUAACUACAAGGUGGAUGUGUGGUCUUUAGGAAUCACAGCCAUAGAAAUGGCAGAAUACAAUCCUCCACACAUUAAACUCCGUGGUGCUGAGCUUUCCGAAAGGAUUAUGAAUGGUCCAGCUCCAGCUCUAAAAGAGGACAUAUGGUGAGUCAUUUUUUUUUUUUUUUACAGAAAUAGGACUUAAG
Molecule: messenger RNA, 733 nt
Organism: Xenopus laevis (African clawed frog)
Lineage: Eukaryota; Metazoa; Chordata; Amphibia; Anura; Pipidae
Product: traf2 and NCK-interacting protein kinase-like
Exons: 7
Coding region: 1-696 (231 amino acids)
Source: RefSeq, a predicted model, not a curated record